GCUAAUUACCAACAGAAAAUGCAUUUUCAAACCGAUUUCUGGAUUAUUUUCAUUGUGGAGACAAGUUCCCGGUUUGCAGAGUAAAAUCAACUCCAGUAAGUGUAAAUUAUUGUUGUCAACGUCGGCAAGUUGUUGUUGAGAUCGGUGGAUGUUUUGCAGGGGUAGUCACUCCAGCUCAACAGACAGAUGAAGGUGGUAACUCUGUGUUUGUUAGUGGCUGCUGUGGCAGGGGGCGCUGAAGGGGUGUUGGCCCCCCCUGAGAGGCAAUACAAAAUCCUCUUACUUCUUCCCAUGUCCUUCAGGAGUCAUAGAACCAUCUUCAUGUCCCUUGCCGAGGCUCUGGCAGAACGUGGACACAAGGUAGUAAUGUUGACCAACCACCCAAAGUCAUCCAGUCAUCCGAACAUUGACGAGGUCACCCACGGCCUCGAAUACAUCAACGAUGAAAAUAUUAACAUGUUCAAUGAUAGGAAACAAGGAUACAAGAUUAUGAGGGAAAGUAUUGUACGCCUGGCCAGGGACCUGUAUGACGUGCCAGUUGUGAAGGAACUGUACCUGAGAAGGAAGGACUUUGAUCUGAUAGUAGUCAGCUCCUUGUUUAACGAAAUGGCUUAUCCUUUCGUGUACGAAAUUCCUUUUAUCGCUUUUCUCGCCAGAGAAGUAAACAGAAGAGAAACAGUUGUUCUGGGCAACGUCCUUAACCUAGCUUACGUCUGUUCCUUUGGUCAUCUGUGUACCGUCCCUAUGUCUGCCUGGCAGCGGUUCCUCAAUGUCGUUUCACAUAUACACGAGUUUUAUUAUGGCCAAAUCUUGGUUUUAUUGCCUAAACUGCAGAAAGAGAUCUCUGCCCAUUUUCCGGAUCUUCCGCCAUUACUUGAUCUAGAGAGGAAUAUGAGUAUGAUGUUCGUCAACACAUAUUUUUCUGUCGGUAUGCCAGUGCCUCUCCUGCCGUCACAGGUGGAGGUGGGUGCCAUCCACUGUCGCCCAGCCAACCCUCUGUCUCAGGAGCUGGAGUCGUGGAUCACUGGAGCGGGGUCACCUGGAGUCAUUUACUUCAGUCUGGGGUCCUUCACCAAGUUCACUAAUAUACCAGUCCAGUACCGCGACGUCUUCGUCCAGGCUUUCCGCAGGCUGCCGCAGCGAGUCAUCUGGAAAUACGAUGGUGACCUGGAAGACGUUCCUGACAACGUGAUGAUCAGAAAAUGGCUGCCUCAGCAGGAUAUUCUUGGUCACAACAACGUGAAGGUGUUCAUCUCACACUGUGGUCUCCUGAGCAUGCAAGAAGCCAUCUACCACGGCACGCCAGUCCUCGCUGUCCCACUCUUCGCUGACCAGCCUAGUAAUAGCCAUUUUCUGACCACCUCUGAACUAGGCCUCAGUUUGGUAUGGGAAGAACUCACUGCAGACAAGAUUGUUAAUGGACUCAACGAUAUUAUCAACGAUCCAAAGUAUCAGGAAAACGUGUUGAGGAUGUCAAUGCAGCUGCGGGAUACACUUAUGACUCCCAGGGAACUGGCAGUGUUCUGGACGGAGUACGUCAUCCGUCACAGAGGUGCUCCCCAGUUGAGGUCACCAGCGGCACAGCUCUCCUGGGUGGAGUUCCUCAUGCUGGACGUGAUCUUCCUCCUCUACCUGGUUAUCUUCGUCCUCUGUCUGCAUUACGGCGAAUCCUGAAGGUCGUUUCGGCUAAAGUCUCCGGUAGUGUUGGAAUUAAGAAGAAAUAUUAGAGGAUUUCUCGGGUCCUCCCAGUGGCCCGGGGUCCUCCCAUUGGCCCGGGGUCCUCCCAGUGGCUCGGGUCCUCCCAGUGGCUCGAGGUCCUCCCAGUGGCCCGGGGUCCUCCCAGUGGCCCGGGGUCCUCCCAUUGGCGUGCAGUCUGUUGAUGCCCGGGGCCAACGCCUCGAUUGUAUGCCCCAAAUCACUAUCUUAUUUCCCUCUAAUUAGAUGCCCCCCCCAUUUGGAUGCCCUGGUCCACCGUCCCUUCGCCCCCCUUCACCCCCCCCCCUUCGCCUCCCCCUCUGCAUGCCACUGGUCCUCCAGAACUAAAGACAAAAAUCACAGUUCGUGUCGAGAAGAAUAUUGAGGUGAACGCAUGGCAAGACAUGUCAGUAAAUAUUUAAUAAAACUACCUAACAAACAACUAUGAUCGACACUUAUUAAACAAGACUUUAUCAACACUUUACUUGUAGUAAAAUACUUGUGUAGCGUUUAGUCUUUUAUCUUUAUUAAUAAAUUAAGAUGCACGAAACCGUGGCUAGAAAAUACACAAACCUGAAUGUGAAAGAAUUUUAUAACGACGUUUCGGUCCGAAUUGGACCAUUAACUGUGUGAUUAGUUAAUAGUUGGAUCGAAACCUGGUCAUAAGUUAAUUACUUACAAGUGUUUUAUAUACACUAUCUAAUACUAUAUAAAUUUAGUCUAACUAGA
Molecule: messenger RNA, 2424 nt
Organism: Cherax quadricarinatus
Lineage: Eukaryota; Metazoa; Arthropoda; Malacostraca; Decapoda; Parastacidae
Product: UDP-glucosyltransferase 2
Molecular function (GO): UDP-glycosyltransferase activity
Source: RefSeq, a predicted model, not a curated record